CAUACUUCGUUAGGAAACAUAUUUGCAGAACAUAUUUUAAUUUGACUAAGCUUAAUGAUAAAACAUUAAUGAGUUUUUAUCAAUUAGUGACUUUACGAUCAGAGUUUAAUUAACUCUCCUCAAAACUGAACCUGUCGAAUAAUUUAAAAACGAUGGAUAAUUCAGGAUAUCAAAGUGACACUUUAAACACAGUAAAUGGAGCUGAACAAUUUAUAAAUGAUACUUCAAACACACCAACCGGCAACUCGUCUAAAUGGAAGAGCAAGUUUGUGAAAGAAGAUCACAUAGUUGGUCCUGUAGAGGCUGUUAAAAAUACAGGAAACUCAGAUAUUCAACGACCACAAAUUGACAAUGACGCUAUCGUCACACAGGCAGAUUUUGAAGAAAAGUUUCCUGCAAAUGCCAGAAAUUCGUCAACUUUAAAAGAAGCGAUUAACAGAAAACUCACAAAAUGUAAAUGUUCCACAUUGUGCAUUAAGCAUUUUGUGUUCUCUGUACUGCCGUGUAUUAACAUAAUCAGACACUAUAACUUGAGGAGGGAUUUAACAGGGGACAUUGUUGGAGGCCUUACAGUUGGAAUAAUGCAUAUACCUCAAGGUAUGGCUUACGCCAUGUUGGCUACAUUACCACCAGUGUAUGGUCUUUAUACAUCAUUCUUUCCUGUGAUUGUAUAUUUCUUAUUUGGUUCUAGUAAACAUAUUUCUUUAGGUACUGCUUCUGUACCAUGUUUGAUGAUAGGUACAGCUAUUUCAAAAGGAUUAGAUGGGCUGUCUAAAUCAGAAGUGAUUCCUUCAUUAUCCAAUGCUACAUGGAACGCCAUCAAGAUUAAUACAGACAACCUGUCUGAAACAACAACAACAACAACAAAGUCAAUAUCGACAGCAGACGACACAUCAGAGAUGUCACCAGAGGAGCUUGAUCUCCGGCUUCAGUUUGCCAUGUCUGUUACAUUCAUGGUUGGAGUCAUUCAGUUGCUGAUGUCAGUAUUUCGUCUUGGAUUUAUCACAGUGUACAUGUCGGAUGCUUUGAUAGGCGGUUUCACCACUGGUGUUACCUGCCAUGUCUUCACUAGUCAAGUUAAACACAUUUUUAAUGUUAAACUCAAGAGUUACAGUGGUAUAUUUAAACUAAUUUAUACAUAUCGAGACUUCUUCACUAAUAUCUCAACAACAAAUUAUGUGACAGUGUUGUUAUCAGUUUCCUCCAUUACUGUGUUGUAUUGUGUAUCAAAGUUCAUCAACCGAAACCCUAAACUUCAACCUAAAAUGUUCAUGCCUGUCCCGGUUGAACUAAUCGUGGUUAUCAUAGGAACAGUUGUCUCUUAUUUUCUGAACUUAUCGGACUCUUAUAACGUGGCUGUUGUCUCGGAUAUACCUACCGGGCUACCUAUGGCAAACACCAAUGGGUUAAAGCGUUUAUCAUGGACCUUACUAACGGAUGCUUUCCCUAUUGUUAUUGUCAUCUUUUCAAUUUCAAUCUCCAUCGCAAAAUCUCUUGCAAAGAAGCACAAUUAUGAAGUGAAUGCAAAUCAGGAAUUGCUUGCAUUUGGAAUGGCAUCGAUUGCAUCCUCGUUCAUGUCAUCUGUAGCGCCUAUGGCAGCAUUGUCCCGUGCGGUAGUCGGAGAUAAAGUCGGUGUUAAGUCACAGGUGGCGGGUCUAGUCUCGUGCUCACUACUUCUAGUUGUUUUAUAUGUAAUUGGGCCUUACUUCAAGACAACACCUAAAUGUGUUCUAGCAUCAGUAAUAGUGGUAUCUUUACAAGCUAUGUUUCUACAAAUUCUAGACCUGAAGAAAAUUUACCGUCUAUCAAAAAUAGAUUUUAUUGUGUGGAUUGUAACAUUUGUAUGUACAAUAUUACUGGAUGUAGAUCUUGGUCUUCUUGUUGCUAUAGGAGUCAAUCUGGCGACCGUUAUUUAUAGAAUACAGAGACCAACAUUUACAGUGCUAGGACAAUUGCCUGGUACACAUGUAUUAAGAGACGCCAGUGUGUAUAGAGAGGCUAUGGAAAUACAAGGUAUCAAGGUAUUAAGAUAUGAACACUCUUUGUUCUUCUUAAACAAGGAACACUUCCGUGCAUAUCUGUACAAAUGUGUAGGGAAACCAUCAAAAAUCGCUUACAAUCGUAUGAUAAGAGACAAGAUUCUACAGAAUAAUAUGGCGGUUUUACCAAAUACACAAAUAGAUACAAUUAUAGAGACCCAAUACAAUACAGGUGUCAAAAAUAAAUGUCAGCACGAUCUUGGCUUGCAUACAGUUAUUCUAGACUUUUCAUGUGUGAACUUUAUCGAUUCUUCUGGUGUAAAUGUCCUUGGCGAUAUUAUAUCUGAAUACAGACUGGCGAAUAUCGUUAUCCUGCUUGCUAAUUGUAAAGAGCUAGUGCUUACAACAUUUAACAAGACGAAGUUCUAUACCACAUUGGAUAGGUCAAAUAUAUUUCUGACACUCGACGAUGCUGUGAAAGAAAUACUAACUAACAAAACACAAAGUGUUCGGUUCUAGGUUUGUUAAGAUUUGCAUAUUUCAACAUUGAUAAUCAACUCAGAGCCUAGUAUAUAUAAACCCGCCUCUGUGUACUGAUAAGCCCUCCUCUGGCUAGCCUCUGCAUGUAUGUUUAUAUUUCAGAUAUUGUUGAGUUUGUGAUUGUGAACGUAUCUGUAUGAAUGCAAUAAAGUUAUGUCAAACCAUCCCGUUUUGGGUCUGUAUAUGUACAACACGGACAGCAUUACAUACUCGUUUUCUAUUUUCAAAGAUAAAAUCAACAAUAAAAAAUAUGUAUUGUUUUUAUGAAACUUUAAAUUCAGAAACAUGUGUGAUUUUCAUUUAUAUUCGUGAUUUUCCUAUCUCCCUUUUAGUCAUAUCAGAUAAACAUUUUGUUAAUGAAAAAUCAAGAAUAUAAAUGACAAUCAUACAUAUUUCUGAAUUUAAAAAAUCAUCAGAACAAUAAUAUUUUGUUUUAUUUUAUCUUUAAAUAUAGAAAACGUGUUUCAGAUUAUUUAUCGA
This is a messenger RNA of Ruditapes philippinarum (Manila clam), 2999 nucleotides long. RefSeq names its product prestin-like. Gene Ontology annotation, molecular function: oxalate transmembrane transporter activity; chloride transmembrane transporter activity; bicarbonate transmembrane transporter activity. Lineage: Eukaryota; Metazoa; Mollusca; Bivalvia; Venerida; Veneridae. Gene Ontology annotation, biological process: transmembrane transport. Gene Ontology annotation, cellular component: membrane. The record is from RefSeq and is a predicted model, not a curated record. The transcript has 17 exons. The coding region runs from base 153 to 2498 and encodes 781 amino acids.